AUGAGCAUCAACGUCUCUACGUAUGAUCAAGCCGCCACGUGCGCACUUGAGCUCUCGCGCGUGAGCACAGGCCAAGUCGAUCGACUCUCAACGCAGUGGCGCUCCCGCCCAAUCACCAAGACGCACCUACAAACGCGCGCACGCUCCUCCACUGGGUGUGCACACGUCGUGCCCACGUCUGCUUCAUCACGUCUCGUACGUCUGUUCAACAAACCCGGUCGUUCAUUCUCUGAUGUAGGAAGUCUUUCUGAUGCCAUCAAUAAGGUAAUUGCGCAGCGUUUCCAUAUCAAGCGGAUGAGUGGCUUAUAUGAGAUGGACGAGGCUUACCCCUUAACUGCACAAGCUUCGCGACACUCUCAGUUGUUAUCGCCCUCUGCCGAACGGAAUCGCACGCAGCUGUAUGCCGUCGUGAACCCAAAAGACUAUCGAAUGUCCACAGGUGGUGGAAUAAAUCCUAAUAACAACAAUGGCCAGAAUACUCCAUCAAGCACUACUGCUGUCGCUACAACACUUUUCCCGCGUUGCCCAUCUCAGAUACAGCAAGCACCUCCGAGGGUGCAUUUCAGGGAUACAAAAGGACGACCACGAUUCCGCCAUCCAUCGGAAUCCACCAGUGUACGAGCGCCACCACCCUUUGUUAGAAGUUUCUCUUCGAAGGCCUUCGAAAUUUCCGAUGGUUUGCCUCCUCCUCCUUCUGUACCGCGUCCUUCGAGCCCCCAACACGAGCUUGCUUACCGCCACCGUGAUACACUGUUGGAUAAAGGAAUACAGUGCGAGCCAGAGGCAGGAAUUACUCAACAAACGAAAACCCACUCAAAUCCCCUUUUAUCGGCACUACUGGCAGCAGCUAAUGCUACGGUUAAUUGCCCUUUGGGAUCGUCAGAAUUGGAUCCUGCCCUUCGAAGGAAGCCACAAUUUCGAGCCGGGACUCUUCCCUACUGGUCGGACUCUGAGGUUAAUGCCUACGAUUCCCUGGAUGCAUUCAACGCUGCUCCUCAAAAUUGCCUUGGUAUGGUUGGCGGAAGUAAAGCGUAUCCGUCAGCCAGCGUUGUUGCAGCGGCCGCCACAGCAGCUGCAAUGGCCUUGGCAGCUGUACAGUCCACCUCCAGAGGACCUACGGCGAAGUCACUGGAACCGCCCAUGGGUACCCCUAUGUCAAGAGCCAGCCUUCAUUUGGAGGAUUUGACUUCGGAAGCGGCCAUUAUGCGGAGCUUGACGGGCCAAUUUGCAGACACCUCCCUGUACCCACGUUUCCCCACAAGUGUUGAUCAAAGAAAAUCUGUAAAUUUCGAUGCAACCUCUCUACAGAAACCGGAUAUUUAUGGCAACGCCGGCCCUUACAACUUCCCUCAAAUUGCUAACUAUGUGCUUAUCGUCUUUUUGCAACUCGCCAUUCAGUGUAUCUGCAAACAAGCAAUUCGCUAG
Molecule: messenger RNA, 1425 nt
Organism: Echinococcus granulosus
Lineage: Eukaryota; Metazoa; Platyhelminthes; Cestoda; Cyclophyllidea; Taeniidae
Exons: 5
Coding region: 1-1425 (474 amino acids)
Source: RefSeq, a predicted model, not a curated record